GACCUGAUCACGGGGGAAAUAGGGAUGCACUGGAGCUGAAAACAAAACAUCUUCGCACUUUGCAAACUGGCAGGAGGCUAGGUAUGCAACUGGGGUGAUUAGGUGUCUGAGCACAACUAGUAUCGUGAGCAUGCUAGGAACAAUCUCAAUAUUAUGUUUGAGUAGUCCUCUGUUGUCAUGGACUCCACCCGACUCGAACAACCCUGGCACGAGACAGGUCUGUCAGGGUUCGUAUACCCGAGUACUCCAGAUCAAGCCAUUGACUACCUACAAAGCUGGAUGCCAAAAUAGCGCCAAAACGAACCACGGAACGACAACCCAACAAUCACCCAGCCAACUCCAACUUGCGCCACUAAAUUAUCCCUCCCAGAUAACGAUCAUGGAAUUGUACAAGUUGCAAAGCCACCGCCACGAACUGAAUAUAGGGGUGCAGGCUCCCGGUUUGCGAUCCGUGCGCCACACGGUGUUCGCACGUCAAAGCCGUCAUCGAUGACGCUAACAGCUCGCUGGGCCCAACGGCUGCGCUAAGGGAUG
Molecule: messenger RNA, 534 nt
Organism: Paraphaeosphaeria sporulosa
Lineage: Eukaryota; Fungi; Ascomycota; Dothideomycetes; Pleosporales; Didymosphaeriaceae
Exons: 1
Coding region: 131-493 (120 amino acids)
Source: RefSeq, a predicted model, not a curated record